ACCACAGGAAUUCACAGCCAAAAGCCUCUAGUUUUGUGGAGCACUUACCUAUAUAUUCAGAAGCAUCAAAUCUCUGGGAAUUCAACAAACAUAAACUUCAAGUCUUUUCGAAAACAAAAGCCUUCUUCAACAAAUUACAAACUUUCAUAUGCUUAGCCAAGUGUUUAAAGAAUCGAGAUUAAUUAGAAAAUGAGUUCAACAAGCAGGGCAUGUGUUACAGCAGUGAGUUUGGGAGUGGUAGAGGCACUGAAAGAUCAAGGAAUUUGUAGGUGGAACUACACAUUAAGAGCCAUACAUCAACACGCAAAAAACAAUGUAAGGUCAUAUUCACAGGCCAAGAAGCUCUCUUCUCACUCUUCUUCUUUGGUUUCUACAAACAAAGAUCAAUUGAAGCAGUCUGAGGAGUCUCUGAGGAAAGUCAUGUAUUUGAGCUUCUGGGGUCCUAAUUGAACCCUAAUAACAGUUAAAUUUAGUGUUAUCUGUUUGUACAUAGUCUUUGACAAUAUUGAGAGGUCAAAUGAUGAAUGGUUAAACGAGUAAUUUGUAAAGCUUGGGGGUAAAUUACCCAGCCAAAAUUAAUAAUGGAUAGACCUUUUUUUGUCUUUUGCAAUCCACAUAUCUUGUCUCAA
Nicotiana attenuata is the source of this 629-nucleotide messenger RNA. RefSeq lists its product as uncharacterized. The transcript has a single exon. The coding region runs from base 190 to 450 and encodes 86 amino acids. NCBI's taxonomy places the organism in Eukaryota, Viridiplantae, Streptophyta, Magnoliopsida, Solanales, Solanaceae. The record is from RefSeq and is a predicted model, not a curated record.